Molecule: messenger RNA, 1273 nt
Organism: Polypterus senegalus (gray bichir)
Lineage: Eukaryota; Metazoa; Chordata; Cladistia; Polypteriformes; Polypteridae
Gene: cryba1a
Product: crystallin, beta A1a
Exons: 5
Coding region: 511-1101 (196 amino acids)
Biological process (GO): lens development in camera-type eye; visual perception
Molecular function (GO): structural constituent of eye lens
Source: RefSeq, a predicted model, not a curated record
AUACUGUUGGAAUAGGCUUUGGCCAUCAGAAACCACAUAUUGGGUUUAAUGUGUUCAAUCAGUGGAUGGAUGGAUAUUUAUGUAUGUUGUAGAGCAGAGGUUACCACUGCUACUUCACAACUCUAAGAACCUGAAUUCAAAACCCAACUUGGGAUGGCAUUUACAUGAAUUUUCUCAGAGUAUCUCGGCUACAUUCUACAUCUCAUAGAAGUGCAGGUUAUUGAAUGUUAGUUGGUUCAGUAUCAGAAAGAAUGCGUAUAAGUAUGUCCUAGGAUGGAGGUGACAUGAUGUGACUCUGUAAUGGAAAAGGUGGACAAUCUGAGAACAUAAAAGCUAUUAAAUGGAGAGAGCGCAUAGCCUUAUGACAUAAAAUCUCUACUUCACAUGAGGGGCUGCAGUGUGGCUGUGACAGUAAAUUCAUAGCCGAGGAGUCGUAACAAAGUGGCUGCCCCACCUCCCAAAUUUAAUGUUUGUUGUUUCAGGUUUCAGAAAAAUCAGAAAACAGGGAAAAUGGCGCAGAUUAAUCCUAUGCCGAUGGGACCCUGGAAGAUCACAGUCUACGAUCAAGAGUGUUUCCAGGGCAAACGUAUGGAGUUCACAGCUUCCUGCCAAAACAUCAUGGAAUGCGGCUUUGAUAAUAUUCGAUCUCUUAAGGUGGAAUGUGGCGCCUGGGUGGGGUAUGAACACUCCAGUUUCUGUGGGCAGCAGUUUGUCUUGGAAAGAGGAGAAUACCCACGCUGGGAAGCCUGGAGUGGCAGCAAUGCCUACCAUGUUGAAAGGCUCAUGUCCUUCCGCCCCAUUUGCUCAGCUAACCAUAAAGAGUCCAAGAUGACUGUGUUUGAACGAGAGAACUUCAUUGGUCGACAAUGGGAAAUCUGUGACGACUAUCCCUCACUGCAGGCCAUGGGAUGGUGCAACAAUGAGAUUGGAUCCAUGAAGAUUUUGAAUGGAGCAUGGGUGUGCUACCAGUACCCAGGAUACCGUGGUUACCAAUACAUCAUGGAGUGUGACCAUCAUGGUGGCGAAUACAAACACUGGAGAGAAUGGGGAUCUCACGCUCAGACCUUCCAGGUGCAGUCUAUCCGUCGCAUUCAGCAGUGAGCAGGACUUCUUCUCGAUCCCUACCUAAAGUAUCCCUUUUCACAUCAAAGAGCAGCUGCAGGCUUGCAGUUUGGUGCUAACGUCUAUUCACAGGUCUCUCCUAUCCUAAAAAUGACACAAAGUCUGUACUAUACUGUGAAACAUCCCAGACACUCACCAUCUUCUUCUUUCA